AUGCAGUGUGAGGUGCAGGGCUCCAGUACACCAGAGGCGGUCUCCUCUCUCUUGAAAGAAGUAUUUCGACUUGACAGAGAGGUGCGUGUGGAGCGCUCUCAUCGCAUCGGACCUGUGCGUAAUGCUGGGGACAGACCACGCGUCAUCAUUGCCAGGCUCAACAGCGAGGGGGACGCCGAGGACAUCCUGAGGAGAGCGCGCAGCGGAGGUGGUCAGCUCCGGUACAGAGGAAGCCCUAUCGCCGUCUUCCCCGACUACACAACCAGGCGCGGGCAGCCUUCACUGAAGCUCCGGGUCACACACAACAACGUGGAGAAGGAGUUCGUAGAUGCAACUAAAGCCAUGGACUAUGUCAAGAAAAUCAUUCUGUUUCCCCGAGAGGACGGCGAACAGAGACUGAACUGA
Messenger RNA from Knipowitschia caucasica, 405 nucleotides. The record is from the annotation of a GenBank genome assembly. NCBI's taxonomy places the organism in Eukaryota, Metazoa, Chordata, Actinopteri, Gobiiformes, Gobiidae.